This is a messenger RNA of Lathyrus sativus (Indian pea), 1026 nucleotides long. The record is from the annotation of a GenBank genome assembly. Lineage: Eukaryota; Viridiplantae; Streptophyta; Magnoliopsida; Fabales; Fabaceae.
AUGGAGAGUAGGUUUAAGUGUGUUGUUCAUCAUUCUGGUGAGUUUUCUAGAGAGUUUGCAAAUUUUACCAAGUCAGGUUAUGUAGGGUUAAAAGAGAUAUGGGAUGUUGAUCCUGAUUAUUGGAGUUACUUUGAAAUAUUGGACAAGUUAAGAGAGUUAGGUUAUCCUACUAUAGAUAAGAUUUGGUAUUAUGAUGACAUGAUUGCUAAUGAUAUAGUUCAGUUAGAAAAUGAUAAUGGGACUGAUAGGAUGAGAACAAUUGCAGUGUUAACUAAGGAAUGCCAUUUGUAUGUUACACAUCCUGUAUCUGAACCUGAUGUUAUUGAGGAGCCCAUACUCUCAUUACCAGAUGUGAGCAUAUUGGGUGAAGAUAUGUGCGGUAAAGGGUCUAAUAUGGUUAAUAAUCUAGAUGGGACCAUAAUGGCUGAAGAUGAGGUUGGUGAAGUAUAUGAAAGGAGAAGUAAUGAAGGUGAUACCACACUAGAUGAAGAUGUGGUGGGAGAGGGGACAACAAUUGAUGAAGUUGAGGAGAAUGUUAGAAUUGAAGAUAAUGUUGAGAUUGAAGAGAAUGUUGGGAUUGAAGAGAAUGUUGGGAUUAAAGAGAAUGUUGGAAUUGAAGAAAAUGUGGGUCAUGUGGGGGCCAACUGUGAAACUGAGGAGAAUGUGGGUCUAGAGGAGACAAACUGUAACAAUAUGGAUGAUGUGGGGACCAUCUGUGAAAUUGAGGAGAAUGUGGAUGUAGGGAUGAAUGUUGGAGUACAUGAAAUCAAUGAAGGAAUGAACUGUAACCAAGAACAAGAUGAGGUAGUUAUCUGUAACCAAGGAGAUGUGCCAGAAGAUGGAAGUGAUAACAAUGCUUUGAAUGUUAAUUUUGAAGACUCAGAGAAUGAUAUAGGUAUUAAUGGAGAGAUAGCAGUUGAUGAGGAUGAAGUGAAUACAACAAGUAAGAAGAAAGGAAAAGGCAAGGGGAAAGGUAGUGGAAAAGGUAAAGGGAAGACGAAAAGGAAGGGGAAAGGUCAUUGUUAG